Molecule: messenger RNA, 2282 nt
Organism: Trichechus manatus latirostris (Florida manatee)
Lineage: Eukaryota; Metazoa; Chordata; Mammalia; Sirenia; Trichechidae
Gene: TLE2
Product: TLE family member 2, transcriptional corepressor
Exons: 20
Coding region: 51-2282 (743 amino acids)
Biological process (GO): negative regulation of canonical Wnt signaling pathway; regulation of DNA-templated transcription
Cellular component (GO): transcription regulator complex; nucleus
Molecular function (GO): protein binding; transcription corepressor activity
Source: RefSeq, a predicted model, not a curated record
CAUAUUGUCCAACCCCGGCGGCGGCGCGGGGGGCCUCCCGGAGCAGCAGGAUGUACCCCCAGGGAAGGCACCCGACCCCGCUCCAGUCCGGCCAGCCCUUCAAGUUCUCGAUCUUGGAGAUCUGCGACCGGAUCAAAGAGGAAUUCCAGUUUCUUCAGGCUCAGUACCACAGCCUCAAGCUGGAAUGUGAGAAGCUGGCCAGUGAGAAGACAGAAAUGCAGCGACAUUAUGUCAUGUACUAUGAGAUGUCCUACGGGCUCAACAUCGAAAUGCAUAAGCAGGCCGAGAUUGUGAAGCGCCUCAGUGGUAUCUGUGCUCAGAUCGUCCCCUUCCUGACCCAGGAGCACCAGCAGCAGGUAUUACAGGCCGUGGAGCGAGCCAAGCAGGUGACCGUUGGGGAACUGAACAGUCUCAUUGGGCAGCAGCAGCUCCAGCCGCUGUCCCACCAUGCCCCCCCUGUGCCCCUCACCCCGCGCCCUGCCGGGCUGGUGGGCAGCAGUGCCACGGGGCUGCUCGCCCUGUCUGGAGCACUGGCCGCCCAGGCUCAGCUGGCAGUGGCUGCCAAGGAAGACCGGGCAGGCAUGGAGGCUGAGGGAUCCCGAGCAGAGAGAGCUCCAAGCAGGAGCGCAUCCACCUCGCCCCCUGAGAGUCUGGGGGAGGAGCGACCGAGUGGCCCGGGUGGCAAUGGGAAGCAGAGAGUGGAAGACAAGGAUCUAUCAGGCCCUUACGAAAGCGACGAAGACAAGAGUGAUUACAACCUGGUGGUGGAUGAGGACCAACCCUCAGAGCCCCCCAGCCCGGCGACCACUCCGUGUGGAAAGGCGCCCAUCUGCGUCAGCGCCCGUCGAGAGCUUGUGGAUAGUCCAGCCUCCUUGGCUUCCAGCCUAGGCUCACCGCUCCCCAGAGCCAAGGAGCUCGUUCUGAACGACCUUCCCGCCAGCACCCCUGCCUCCAAGUCCUGUGACUCCUCCCCACCCCAGGACGCCUCCACCCCCGGGCCCAGCUCCUCCAGUCACCUCCGCCAGCUCGCAGCCAAGCCAGCGCCUUCCACGGACAGCAUUGCCCUGAGGAGUCCCCUGAGCCUGUCCAGCCCCUUUACCACAUCCUUCGCUCUGGGCUCCCACAGCGCCCUCAAUGGGGACCUGUCAGUGCCUAGCUCCUAUGUCAGCCUCCACCUGUCCCCUCAGGUCAGCGGCUCUGUCGUGUAUGGACGCUCCCCCAUGAUGGCAUUUGAAUCACACCCACAUCUCCGAGGGUCAUCCAUCUCAUCCUCCCUGCCCAGCAUCCCUGGGGGAAAACCGGCCUAUUCCUUCCACGUGUCCGCGGAUGGGCAGAUGCAGCCGGUGCCCUUCCCCUCGGACGCCCUGGUGGGCUCGGGCAUCCCGCGGCACGCGCGGCAGCUGCACACGCUGGCGCACGGCGAGGUGGUCUGCGCCGUCACCAUCAGCGGCUCCACGCAGCACGUGUACACGGGCGGCAAGGGCUGCGUGAAGGUGUGGGACGUGGGCCAGCCCGGCGCCAAGACGCCGGUGGCCCAGCUCGACUGCUUGAACCGGGACAACUACAUUCGUUCCUGCAAGCUGCUGCCGGACGGCCGGAGCCUGAUCGUGGGUGGCGAGGCCAGCACCUUGUCUAUCUGGGAUCUGGCGGCACCCACGCCCCGCAUCAAGGCCGAGCUGACCUCCUCGGCCCCCGCCUGCUACGCCCUGGCAGUCAGCCCCGACGCCAAGGUCUGCUUCUCCUGCUGCAGCGAUGGUAACAUCGUGGUCUGGGACCUGCAGAACCAGACCAUGGUCAGGCAGUUCCAGGGCCACACGGAUGGAGCCAGCUGCAUCGACAUCUCUGAUUACGGAACAAGGCUCUGGACCGGGGGCCUGGACAACACCGUGCGCUGCUGGGACCUGCGGGAGGGCCGCCAGCUGCAGCAGCACGACUUCAGCUCCCAGAUCUUCUCCCUGGGCCACUGCCCGAACCAGGACUGGCUGGCGGUCGGCAUGGAGAGCAGCAACGUGGAGAUUCUGCACGUCCGCAAGCCGGAGAAAUACCAGCUGCACCUUCACGAGAGCUGCGUGCUUUCUCUCAAGUUCGCCUCCUGCGGACGGUGGUUCGUGAGCACCGGGAAAGACAACCUGCUUAAUGCCUGGAGGACGCCGUAUGGAGCCAGCAUUUUCCAGUCCAAGGAGUCAUCCUCCGUCUUGAGCUGUGACAUCUCCGGGAAUAAUAAGUACAUCGUGACCGGCUCGGGGGACAAGAAGGCCACGGUGUAUGAGGUGGUCUACUGA